This is a messenger RNA of Brettanomyces bruxellensis, 2088 nucleotides long. RefSeq lists its product as uncharacterized. The record is from RefSeq and is a predicted model, not a curated record. The transcript has a single exon. NCBI's taxonomy places the organism in Eukaryota, Fungi, Ascomycota, Pichiomycetes, Pichiales, Pichiaceae. Gene Ontology annotation, molecular function: protein phosphatase regulator activity; protein phosphatase 1 binding. Gene Ontology annotation, cellular component: cytoplasm. Bases 1 to 2088 code for a protein of 695 amino acids.
AUGGCGAAAAACAAUGCUUUCACAUUCGAUUCCCUAGAAGCAAAAAUCAUUCAGUUUCAUUUCUGCUCAUCCAAGACACUUCGCCUCAUUAGCUUAGUCCAAAGGCUGAUUGCCGAACUGAAAACCGGUAAUGUGGUGAUUACCAAGGAUGCUGCCGCGUAUCUCAUACUUCAAACCGCGGUGCUUUUCAAUGUUAGUAAGGAAAUAUAUGAGAGAUCUGCAAUUCUUUUAAGAGGAUGCACUUUUAAUCCAUCCCAGCCCAUUAAGCCCGAUUCAUCGGGUUCUGCGAUCAAUUUUGAUUGCAUCGAUAAUAAUCUAAGCGGAAUGAGUCUUCCAGCCAAGAGUUCUCCAUCUACUUUAGACACACUUCAACUUUUCGAGGUCCUCCUAAUAAAUAUGUCGCAUAUAUACGAUGCCAAGCUUAGAAAUGCCGCCAAGUUGCGUUCAAAGAUGUCUGGCAGUGCAGGUGAGGAGGGUUCUCGCUGGAAAGAGAUUGCUCCUAAGGAGAUUCUCAAGUUUCCAGAGCUUUCUUUUGCCGCAACCACUAUAUUGACCACGAAAAACAGUUUGGAAGCAAUACCUAUGUUUUCUGAUGCGUACCGCGAGAUUUUGACCUCACAGAUUGAGCUUAUUAGAACCCAAUUGGCCGAAAUGAUAGAUACAGAUGCUGAUCCGGUUGCCGGAACCUAUUUGAUGCAUCGCCGAUAUCUUCUGAUGCUCAGACUAGCUGAUUUGUACUGCAUAAUAUGCAGAACAGGCCAGAAAAUAUACCGGGACAAUUUCCAGCUUCUCUCGAAGUUUGCCAGAAACGGAAAUGAGGGUCUUCGAAUGGCACUUCAAGGAUUGAGCCGAUGCUUUAUGCGGAAAGGCGGAAACAAGUACCUAAACCGUAUAAUUGAACGAUAUUCGGAAAGUACAGAUGCGUACAAUACGCGCUUGACGUAUCUUGAGGAUUUUUACCAUGCUGAGAUGGAAACCGAGUCGUCAAUCAUGAAAAUGAUCCAGGUGCUGAAAGAUUUAAAAGUGCAGUGGUCCAAAAUAUUGAAGGUGAGCACACAGAGCAGAGCUAUACACUUUAAAGUGGCCGGAAACUUGCCAAAUAGAGCUAGAAGCGUAAGACCACAAAUUCGGUCGCCAAAUUUACAAACUGUAAAAACUGCAAGACCGAAAGCCAACGCAAAUCCUGGAAUAGCGGCAGCGAGGGCUGCCGCAAUAGGAAAUAAGACUCCUCAUAAGAGUGUUGGGCAGAUGUUUCAGCAGAAAAUGUUGAGAGAAGCAAAGGAGGGAAAAAUAAACUUUAGACCAUUGAUAAGAAAUCCAGCACGCACACGCACACAAGGUAAAGCUGUAAAUGGCAAGCGUGUUUCCAGUUAUGGCAGUAUAGUGAAUGGUGUCAACGGUUUGAGUAUUGCCAAGAUGGAAGACAAAGUAGACAAGAAAGAAUGUGAAAACGACAAGUAUAAAGCAAAGAAUGAGCAGAGCAGUCCAGAGAGUGGAGCUCGAGUUGAAAAAAAGGCCGUGAAUGGUGUACUGCACAAGAAAAACGAUACUAAGCAUGGUCUGAGUGGCUUGCAAGUAAAUCAUUUGAGAAAUAAGGGGGAGUGUAUAGGUGAAAAGUUUACAAAAGCAGAAAUUCAAAGCGUAAGUGGAUCAUCCAUUAACUCCAGCAGUGGGAAAAGCAGUCUUAUGAAUAAAAGCAUUUCAAGCAGCAGUAACAGCACUAAACGGCAUACGGAAGAAGUGGGCAACCUUAUCGUCUGUCAUAACGAUGAUAAAGAGUAUGAUGAAGGUGGAAAUUUGGUCAAAAAAGUGAGGUUCAAGGAUGUUCCAGAAUACUCGGAGAAAGAAGACGCACCAACAUCUCAGCAAAUGUCAAAGCAGAUGAAACAGAAAUACCUGAUGUAUCGUCCUCAGAUGAUGCGUGAGACUAAGAUGAUGAACUCUCAAGAAGGCCUUGCAUUUAGAAUGUUCAAGAAUGGGUAUUCUCAAGAGGUGGACGGUUUUUUGGAAAGAGAGUCCGGAAAGAUGUCGAGCCUGCGGCAUUUUAAAGGAGGAGGUCGUCUGUCCCGUCUUUUUGGCAGAAAAUAG